CCAGCUCAUAUCUUCCCGGCAAAACUCCCAUUUUUUUUCCUCAUUUCUCCUCCUCAGGUGCUCCCGGAUGAUAUACGUCGAUAACUCCACGAAAGAAGAGUCAAAGCAUUCUGAGCCGUCGGAUCAGACCAAGUUCUUGCCUUUCCCUUCCCGUCUUCCCGAGAGAGGAGGAAGAAGACGACGCCUGGGCUGAGGGCCUGAAGCCCGACGACUCCGCAAUCGGGCGAGGAGUCGGGGCUCUCGGGCAGUCGGGCGGAUUCCGGCUCACCUCGCGCGCGUCCUGCGUUGUCGCUCCCUGUCUUCCCCGCCUCGCCGAGGAAAUAACAAAAGGACGCUAUGAGUUCAGCAAGCAGUGUGAAUGGUGAUGGAAAAGAAACGGCACUGUUUGAGCAGCGACUAUCCAAGAUUGGUGAAGUUAGAGCUGCCCUAGGACAACUAUCAGGGAAAACAGCACUAUAUUGCUCAGAUGCUUCGAUUGCGAGGUACCUGGUAGCAAGGAACUGGGACGUGAAGAAGGCCACGAAAAUGCUGAAGAAAACCUUGAAAUGGCGUUCAGAGUAUAGGCCAGAUGAGAUCCGUUGGGAUGAGAUAGCAAAUGAAGCUGCAACUGGAAAAAUCUACCGAACUGAUUAUUUUGACAAGAGUGGCCGAAGUAUUCUUGUCAUGAGACCUGGAGUUCAGAAUACCAAGAAGGCCAAGGGGCAGAUCAGAUAUUUGGUAUACUGUAUGGAAAAUGCUAUUCUGAAUCUUCCACCGGACCAGAGUCAGAUGGUUUGGCUCAUUGAUUUUGCUGGCUUCAGCUUAUCUAACAUAUCACUUCACGUAACAAAGUUGACAGCAGAUGUCCUACAAGGUCACUAUCCUGAAAGAUUGGGUGUUGCAAUUCUUUACAAUGCCCCUAAGAUUUUUGAGUCUUUCUGGAAGAUGGCAAGCCCCAUUCUUGAGCCAAAGACUUUCAACAAGGUCAAAUUUGUAUACCCAGAUAGACCUGAGACCAACAAGAUCAUGGAAGACCUUUUUAACAUGGAAGAGUUAGAAUCUGCAUUUGGUGGCAAAAACCAGGUUACUUUUAACAUAAAUGAUUAUGCUGCGAGGAUGAGAGAAGAUGACAACAAGAUGCCAUUAUUGUGGAGUCCGGAGAAUUCUACUCUUGCUUCAGAGCCAUAUGUGAUGACCAAGGACACGGCACAAGAAGGUAGUUCAGACCUGAAGAGUGAAGAGACCACAUCUGAAAAGAGGGAAGAAACAGAUUCUGAAUCUGAAAACAAGGAAGAAACAGAGAGUGAAUCUGAGAGGGGAGAAACUGAGGCUGUAUCUAGAAAGAGGGAAGAAACUGAGGCUAUAUCUGGAAAGAGUGAAGAAACUGAGGCUGCAUCUGAAAAGAGGGAAGAAACGGUGACCGACUCUGAAAAGGGGAAAGAGAAUUUAUCAUGUGCAGUUGAGCCAGGCGAAGGUAAAGGUAUAACCCCGGCAGAUAGAAACGGCUGUUCAUCAUCUGAUCCGUGAAUAUGAAAAAUGCAAGCCAACUGUUGAUAUGAGCUCCUACACUGAGUUAUCCAGUCCUCUCCACCAAGAGAUGAACAUCAAACGUGAUUAGAAACACUUUUAACACACAGCAGGAAUGUGUUGCCUGACUUGUUUUGUAGUCGGCACCACCAUUCCAACCCUUGUGACCUUAUUUUGACAACCCUUUCGCAACAAUGUAUUCUGUCAGCUGAUAAAUAACAAUACGAUACUGUGUUGCACUCAGUUUCAUUUUA
Messenger RNA from Oryza brachyantha (malo sina), 1760 nucleotides. Its product is annotated as phosphatidylinositol transfer protein 3-like. The transcript has 6 exons. Lineage: Eukaryota; Viridiplantae; Streptophyta; Magnoliopsida; Poales; Poaceae. The record is from RefSeq and is a predicted model, not a curated record. The coding region runs from base 337 to 1506 and encodes 389 amino acids. Gene Ontology annotation, molecular function: phosphatidylinositol transfer activity.